Molecule: messenger RNA, 1817 nt
Organism: Verticillium alfalfae VaMs.102
Lineage: Eukaryota; Fungi; Ascomycota; Sordariomycetes; Glomerellales; Plectosphaerellaceae
Exons: 2
Coding region: 48-1817 (589 amino acids)
Biological process (GO): DNA-templated transcription
Cellular component (GO): nucleus
Molecular function (GO): zinc ion binding; DNA binding
Source: RefSeq, a predicted model, not a curated record
CUCGGGAUGUCGGAAGGGUGCUGCCGGGGCCGGGCUAUCUGGGGUUCAUGAGCUACUGCGACAUUUACGACGAGACAGACCGAAGCCUGUCUCUCUUGCGCGGUGGUCCGGCGUCAGAAACGACGCCGACAGAGACGCGUGCUAUAACGCCUCGGACUACCCCUGUGGUGCCGACGCUGUCCCGCAGAAGUCUCGAGACAUGUUUGACCGUGCUCCGGCAUGUGCCUACCCGCGCCGAGGCCCGCCGCUUGUUCGACGACGGCUGUACUGUGCUCGACUGUUGGGUCCGUCAGGUCACGCAGCGCGUCAUGCUCUCCCUCUACGAGAUUUUCGGUCAUUGCCUUGGCGACAGCCGAAAAGAGACAGAUCUGAUCGACAUGGCACAUCUCCUCUCGCGCAACACCUCGGUCAGCCUGAGCGACAAGGAGGCCGAUUCCGAUGCAUGGAUCCAGUCGUUUUCCGGCAGGAACCUGCGCUGGGACACCUUGGGUGUCAUGUUUGUAUACUGGGCGUUCGGCGGCAGGAGCAAGCGCUCGUUCCGCAUGGAGAGCGGCGACCGUACCGAGGUGGCGGGCUCCGUGUUGACGCUGCAGCGGUGCAUCGAUCUCUGCGUCGAGCUCAGCCGCGGCGCGUCCGAGGGCAACAUCCUCCUGCUCUACGUCUUGUACCAGCGCGCCGUGCUCGAGUCGAUGAUUGCCGGCGACGCCAGCCCCUCGGUGUGGCGGUACCACGGUGAGGCAGCCGGCCUCAUCAUGUAUCUCGGCAUACAUGCCGAGACGACGAGAGAUGCCUACGUGCCGACGCUCGCGGGCGAGCUGCGGCGCAGGCUGUGCGGUCUCAUCAUGACCAUUGACAAGGUCGGCGCCAUAUUCACGGGGCGUCCACCUCUGAUGAGCCGCCGCUACAUCAGCACGCCGCUGCCGCUGGAUCUUCGGAACGAGGACUUGAUGGGCGGUCACGAGACGAUCGUCAAGGCCAUGGGGGCCCUCGAUGAGAAUGGUUGGAACACGUCUGGCGGCCCGUACCCAGCGACGGUCGUCCGGGCAAGAACGCUGCUGUCUUUGGUGAAGGAUGAGAUUAUCGAGAUUGCCCUGGGGAACGAUCGCCAGGCGAGCGUUCAAGAUUUACUGGCCCUGAAAGCCCGCCAGGACAAGACGAUGGCGGAGCUCCCCCAAGGUCUCAAGUACGAUAAAGAGAACCUGACCGACUACGCAGUCGAACAGCCUAUCGUCUUCACACGCCAUGUGAUACAGCUAGAACAUCUGCAGGCUCAUUUCCUCAUCCAGCGUCUCCUGAUCCAGCGCGGCUACGACGGGCAAGCCGAACUCAUUGCCAUUUCGUUCGCCAUGGUGUCGCUGACGGUCAAGUUCUGGACACACAUGGAUCGGUUCUCGCUGAUGAUUGGCGACUUUGAGUGGCUCGUCAUGGCGUACGCUGCUCCAUCGGGCGGCAUUCUGUGCCAGGAGCUCCUCAGGCCCAGCGUGCGCCUGCCGAGCGUCGGAGACGAAACGGCAGCCUCGGGGACGUCGGCAGACGACAUGCUGCAGCUGCCGACGCGGUUCGCCAUGAUCGAGCACCUCUUCCUGCUGGUCGGGUUCCUCGACCGCGUAUCGCCUUCGGCGCCCAACGGCGAUCUCUGCCGCGAUUGCAAGGUUGUCAUCCGCCGGGUGCUGGAACAGAGCGUCGGCCAGCCGCCUGUCGCAGCCAGCGAUGUCAGGGGGCUGGCGCCGUGGGACGUGGAUCUGCAGCCGUCGGUGGAUUUCAACUUUGAGCUGCUCGACACGUUUGACUGGAUCCGCGCGGAAGCAGGCUGGUGA